Messenger RNA from Propithecus coquereli (Coquerel's sifaka), 1345 nucleotides. It is a transcript of the gene TIMMDC1, whose product is annotated as translocase of inner mitochondrial membrane domain containing 1. The record is from RefSeq and is a predicted model, not a curated record. The transcript has 7 exons. Lineage: Eukaryota; Metazoa; Chordata; Mammalia; Primates; Indriidae. The coding region runs from base 204 to 1061 and encodes 285 amino acids. Gene Ontology annotation, cellular component: mitochondrion.
UCGUGUUUUCGGACACUGCGUCCUGAGACUUAGGGUUGGGAAUAGUUCUAGCGUGUGGUUGCAGAGCUUGCUGGCCGCAGAUUAGCUUGGGCCUAGUGCACGGGCACUCACUCGUUCGUGCAGCUACCUCACUGUCUCCCACGGCACCUCCCGGCUGCUUUGGGGUCCUAAGCGCCAAGUGUCCCGGAGGUCGGGAGAGGGCCAUGGAGGUGCCGCCGCCGGCGCCACGGAGCUUUCUCUACAGGGCCUUCUGUCCUUUCCCCCGAGUGUUUGCUGCCGAAAUUGUGGCUGCUGACUCGGAGGCCCUUGCGAAGGAUCGGACGCUGCCUUCCUACGUCCCAGAACCCUAUUAUCCGGAGUCCGGAUGGGACCGCCUCCGAGAGCUGUUUGUCAAAGAUAAACAGCAGAGAACUUCAAAGGAACUUCAGGAUAUCUAUAAGGCGGCAGUUUCAGCAGGCGUCAUUGGCUGGGCAUAUGGGGGAAUACCAGCUUUUAUUCAUGCUAAACAACGCUACAUUGAGCAAAGCCAAGCAGAGAUUUAUCAUAACCGGUUUGAUGCUGUGCAAUGUGCGCACCGUGCUGCCACACGAGGUUUCAUUCGGUAUGGCUGGCGCUGGGGUUGGAGAACUGCAGUGUUUGUGACUAUAUUCAACACAGUGAACACUAGUAUAAGUGUGUACCGAAAUAAAAAUGCCCUAAGCCAUUUUGUCAUUGCAGGAGCUGUUACAGGAAGUCUUUUCAGAAUAAACUUAGGCCUCCGUGGCCUGGUGGCAGGUGGUAUAAUUGGAGCCUUGCUGGGCACUCCUGUGGGAAGCCUCUUGAUGGCACUUCAAAAGUACUGUGGUGAGACUGUCCAGGAGAGAAAACAGAAAGAUCGAAAGGCGCUCCAUGAUCUGAAACUGGAAGAGUGGAAAGCCAGACUACAAGUUACUGAGCUCCUCCCUGGGGAAAUUGAAAGUAGCAUACAAAAAAAUCAAUCUGAAGAGGAUGCUAAGAAAAUUGAAGAACUGCUAAACCUUCCUAGAAACCCUUCAACAACAGAUAGACAAGAGAAGGACUGAAAAUGCUCUGGACUUGAAACUCAGCUGGAGAGUUGAAGGGAGCUGUGUUGCUAGGCCCAUUGCAUGCCGACAGUCAGGCCACUCUUUGGUCAGCCUGCUGACAAAUGUAAGUGCUGGCACCUGUGGUGGCAAUGACUUGCUCUUAUCUUUUUUUAACCACGACUGGAGCUAUUAUACUCUCACUUUAUUUAUCCUUAAAUUUAAAUACAAACUUAAAUGAUCUAUCAUUCAAUCUAUACACAUAGAUUUCUUUUCCCUGGAUUUUGACAGUAAAUAAAACAUUU